Messenger RNA from Phyllotreta striolata, 1359 nucleotides. NCBI's taxonomy places the organism in Eukaryota, Metazoa, Arthropoda, Insecta, Coleoptera, Chrysomelidae. The record is from the annotation of a GenBank genome assembly.
AUGUUCAAAUUUUUAGGAUUGAUUGUGUUAAUUUUAGCGUACAUAAGCUACAAACUGCACGAUGUUCUUUCUCCACCUCCAUUACCACCGCAGUUAGAUGAGAAAUGGUGGGGACCUGGAAAACCUGGAUCAGUGAAAAGCGAAAUUAAACCGUUUACUAUUAAUGUGCCAGAAACUGUACUUUCAGAUUUGAAAUACAGGCUAGAACAUCACAGACCGUUUACACCUCCACUCGAAGGUAUUCAACAACAAUAUGGUAUGAACACCAAUUUAUUAAAGAAAGUAGUGGAUUAUUGGAAAACGAAAUACAACUGGCGAAGUCGCGAAAAAUAUUUGAACAAAUUUCCACAAUUUACGGUAAACAUUCAAGGACUAGACAUACAUUACAUUCACGUUAAGCCCAAGGUGCCACCAACCAUCAAAGUACUGCCUCUUUUAUUACUGCACGGAUGGCCUGGAUCCGUCAGAGAAUUCUAUGAAAUUAUACCGAUAUUGACUACACCACAGGAUGGAUUCGAUUUUACAUUCGAAGUUAUUGCUCCACAUAUACCAGGUUAUGGAUUUUCCGCGCCAGCUGUGCGACCAGGACUGAGCCCCGAUCAUAUUGCUCUAAUUUUCAAAAAUUUAAUGAACCGUUUAGGGUUCGAGAAGUUUUAUACCCAAGGUGGAGAUUUUGGAGCAAUUAUUUUAAAUAACUUAGCAGUUCUAUAUCCCGAGUCAGUAUUGGGAUAUCAUUCGAAUAUGUGCGUUGUAAGUUCACCUAUGGCCUAUUUUAAACUGGUUCUCGCUAGCUUUUGUCCAUCUGUACCAUUCUGGUACGUUCGUCCGGAUCAUUACGAUAGAGUAUUUCCAGGGAGAGAACACUUCUACAUUAGAUUAAGAGAAACGGGAUAUCUCCACGAACAAGCCACAAAACCUGAUACUUUAGGUGUUGGAAUAAAUGAUUCCCCUGUGGGCCUAGCAGCAUACAUUUUAGAAAAAUUUGUAACUGGAACGAACAAAGCCUGGCAGUUAAGAGAAGAUGGUGGCUUACUGGAAUACUUUACUUAUGAUGAUCUACUUGACAAUAUUAUGUUUUACUGGGUUACUAAAUCGGCAACUACCUCUUUCCGAUUAUACUCUGAAACGUUUAAUAGAGAUUACAUGGGAAAAGGAAUCCUGAGGCAACCAAUAAAGGUUCCGACUGCGUGUGCUCGCUUCGAACAUGAUUUCUACACUCCAGACGGGAUGCUCAAAGAAGUUUACUCGAAUUUAAUUCAACUCAACGAUUACGAAGGCGGUCACUUUGCUGCCAUGCAAGUCCCAAAGGUUUUGGCUCAAGAUGUUUAUUUGGCGGCGCAUCAAUUUCAAAAGAAAUAA